AUGGCCGACAAGCCAGAGAACAAGCGGGCUACGCGCGCAACGAACAGCCACCCCGAGCCUCCCGACACUAGCUCUUCCCAAACACCCAAUACCUCAGCGCGCACAGAAUCGAACUCGACACCUCCAUCACUAGCAAGCCGCGUCCAGAGCUCAGCCGCAGGCCUAGCCCGCAGCGCAUUCCAACCGAGCAGCGCGACAGAACUCGCGCAGACGCUGGCCAGCGGCACGAACGGCAAAGCAGCCGGGUCGUCCUCAGCGACAUCAGUGAAUACUCAACAUACCGCCAGCCGCGAUGGAUCAGCAGCAGCGCGGUCCUCGAGGACGAGCCAGACAGGCACUGGACCGGGUCCGGCCGAGUCCUUCCGCAGUGCGAGUUGCUCGGCUGCAGGGCAGGGAGAGACAGUGCUGCCGCUGCUGACGGAAGAAGCGUUCCUGCGUGGGGACACGGAUGCAGGAAUAGGAAUUGAACGGGACGGGGCGAGUCUGGAUACGCUGCAAAGCGAGACGGGGAAUUGGAAGGGCAAGCAACGGGCUCAAGAUCCGGUGCAGAUGGAGUUCGACACGGUCUGGAGACGCGGUGACUCUGUUUCAGAGACACCUGCUCCUACCGCAGAUACGCAAUCCGAGUCCUUAGCCGACGGCGCCGCCGUGGUAUCCCUAUUAUCCGACACAUCCUUUGACCCUUUCGCGACAGAACCAGAAAACGCCGAAGAUCUGAACCUGGAUCUGGAUCCGGCAGCACCGCCUCCACCCCUCACAGCAUCAGAAAUAGAGAUGCUAGACUCAUUCCGGCGCCAACUACCUCCCUCCACACAAGAAACCCCCACACACCAGGCCCAGUACCAGCACCAACCCCGCCUUACAGCGCAGAGUCUCGUCCCCGACAUCGACACCUUCCUCGCAGAAAACGACCCCUCUGCUACCAGCAACAGGAAUGGCCAUACAGCGACCGGUAUCAGCAAUCAAGCCACAACAACUGACCCAGCAACUAUAUCCUCACUCCGCGACUCGGUGCUGACACACCUCCCCGGCGCGACAGACUGGCUCAAUGUACAUGAGCGGUACCACGACGAGGUGUGGGGGUAUUUGCGACCGGUGCUGGAGGCGGCGCGGAUAGAGAUCGAGGAGAAAGAGAAGGAAACAGGGCGGGAGCAUGAGGGGGAUGAUGGGCCGGCUGUGCGGCGGUUGAAGAUGAUUCUGGCGCAUAUGAGGGUGCAAGUGUAA
This is a messenger RNA of Penicillium alfredii, 1224 nucleotides long. RefSeq lists its product as uncharacterized. Bases 1 to 1224 code for a protein of 407 amino acids. Lineage: Eukaryota; Fungi; Ascomycota; Eurotiomycetes; Eurotiales; Aspergillaceae. The transcript has a single exon. The record is from RefSeq and is a predicted model, not a curated record.